Sphaeroforma arctica JP610 is the source of this 597-nucleotide messenger RNA. RefSeq lists its product as hypothetical. The transcript is spliced from 2 exons. The record is from RefSeq and is a predicted model, not a curated record. Bases 262 to 597 code for a protein of 111 amino acids. NCBI's taxonomy places the organism in Eukaryota, Ichthyosporea, Ichthyophonida.
AGUCAGCUCUAAUACUAUUUUACCUACCAUAAAAAAAACACUCCGUCAUUUAUACCAUAAUAACAGAUAGUUAAUAUACUCUCCUACCAUAUACAUCUACCUCAUAUAUCCCAUAAUAACAGAUAGUUACUAUACUCUCCUACCAUAUACAUCUACCAGAACGGUCCCUCGGGGGGGUUCUUUAAAUGGCCAUCGAUCUUGUCAACUGCUCCGGUGAGUGCGAAUGCACACAGGGCAACACACACCAACAGUCGCUAUUCGAUGCCCAGGCCUGGUGCUGCGUCUAGUAGUGCUGUGAGUGUGGAUAAAAAGCCGGCUGCCACAGACACACCGACAGCAACGUCAGCCACAUGGUGGAGGUAUACUGGACUAAGCUCAGCAUUCGCCUCCACACCCAACACCUCGGAACCCAAAGUAACCAAUGCACCUUCGCCUGCACGCACACUGGAGACAGCCGUGUCUGAUACCGGGACGGUCCCGGUUUGCGAUACGGAACCGGCGGCGGUAGAGAGGGCCUUGCAGGCGAGGGGGGCAGGGCAGGGCUGGUUGAGCGGAUGGGGUUAUCGUACGGGAAAGCCAAGUGUUAAAUUAGACUGA